Scophthalmus maximus (turbot) is the source of this 4793-nucleotide messenger RNA. RefSeq names its product serine/threonine-protein kinase tousled-like 1-B. Gene Ontology annotation, molecular function: protein serine/threonine kinase activity; ATP binding. The record is from RefSeq and is a predicted model, not a curated record. Gene Ontology annotation, biological process: intracellular signal transduction; peptidyl-serine phosphorylation; chromosome segregation. Bases 936 to 3089 code for a protein of 717 amino acids. The transcript is spliced from 22 exons. Gene Ontology annotation, cellular component: nucleus. NCBI's taxonomy places the organism in Eukaryota, Metazoa, Chordata, Actinopteri, Pleuronectiformes, Scophthalmidae.
GCCCCUCGCGGGGAGAAGUGGCCCCGUCUCGGGCCGCCGUCGACGCCGUGAAGUAGAAAUGGAUGUCAAGUUCACUGGUGAUGCCGUGAAUUGGAAGCCAAACGUCAGCUGUCAGUGCAAGUUGACGGGCCGGGCGGAGUAGCAGCGGGGCUACACGUUCGCGCGGAGGGCAGCGCUUAGCUUUGUUGUUGUUGUUGUUGUUGUUGUUGUUUGUUUGUGCGACUUGUCGGGUUACGGGGUGUCACGGUGCUCGUAACGAUUCGAGCAGCGGUUUUUUUUUUUUGCAACAUUCGCCGCUUUAUCGACAGCAUCGAGUUCGACAUUUGAAAAACACAGCGAGGCAGUGAACGCAUCCAUGACUGCGGAGCGACGCACGAGCCUCCUGCUGCUGUCAACUUGAGGAGAGGCCCCGCUUUCCCUUUUCUCCUUACUUUUUGGUCACUUGUGAAGCAUCUUGCAUUUGUCAACAUGCCUUUGAUGUCAUUUAACUACUAUAGCGGUUGUGACGUGACAGAAACGGUGAUCAUUGGUGGCAGCAUCUUCCCGAGUAUGUUAGUUAUAGGACGAAUAUUACAAUGACCUGGACUCAGGAUAUUGUUUUUUUUAAGACUGAAUUUCCAGCUUUGUGCUGCCCACUAAUGUGAACUGGCAAUCGAAUGCUGUUUAAACAAAGCUCCAGCCGCUAUAUAGAUUGAAUGCAUCCACAUCCACACCAGCCUCUGCCUUGUCCUCAGAUAACCUCACAUGGGCCCCUGUAGUGGAGCUCUCUUGUCUCUCUGCACAAGGGGGGGGGGUUCAUAAUGUCCACGCUGCCUUUUAGGGCUCGCGCCUGUGCCAGAAGCUAAAGUAUGUAGAAAGAUGACAGCCCAGGAAAUGUCCAAUGAGGAAACAAACAAACAAACAAACAAACAAGCAGCAGCAGCAGGGAGUGCCCCAUGGAGGAGCUGCACAGCCUGGACCCCAGGAGACAGGAGCUGCUGGAGGCCCGGUUCACCGGCGGCGUCAGCGGCAACACGGGAGGCAGCACCGGGAGCACCAGCGGAGGCACUAAGGGUCUGGCCAACGAGUCCUCCAACCACAGCUACGGCAGCCUGGGCUCGUCCAGCGACAAGGAGUCAGAGAGCUCUGAUUUGAAACGAGGGAGCUCCCCCGCCUACUCAACCCCAGAGAAGAAGCACUCGGAGUCGUCCAGAGGGAGGAAGAGGAAAGCCGACACCUAUUCAGAGAGUAGUCAAGGGAAGACGUCAACGCGCGGGCCCAAGAUCAGCGACUACUUUGAUUUUCAGGCUGGAAAUGGUUCCAGUCCUGUCAGAGGGCUCCCGUCAGCUCGCCGCUCGCCACAGAGCUCGCACUCCGCUCCGGGCUCUAUCAUCCGGCAGAAUAGCUCCUCUCCCACAAGUCUGUGUUUCGGGGAACACAAUCCCAAAGCGUCCUCCAGCAAGUUGGUCCAGACGGAGCUAACGGGCCUAAAACUCGCUGCUCUGGAGAGCAACAAGAGUCUGGACCUGGAAAAGAAAGAGGGGCGAAUAGACGACCUGCUCAGGGCUAACUGUGACCUGCGGCGACAGAUCGACGAGCAGCAGAAACUCCUGGAGAAGUACAAGGAGCGGCUCAACAAGUGCAUCACCAUGAGCAAGAAACUGCUGAUAGAAAAGAGCACCCAGGAGAAGCAGUCGUGUCGCGAGAAGAGCAUGCAGGACCGCCUGCGUCUGGGCCACUUCACCACCGUCCGACACGGAGCGUCCUACACGGAGCAGUGGACCGACGGAUAUGCAUUCCAGAACCUAAUCAAGCAGCAGGAGGGCAUCAACCAGCAGAGGGAGGACAUAGAGCGACAGAGGAAGCUGCUGGCCAAGAGGAAGCCCCCGAACCCGGCGUCCCCCUCCCUCUCGGUGGCCUCCACCUCUGAGCCCAAGCAGCGCAAAACCAAGGUGGUCAAUGGCAACGACUCGGACCCCUUCCUCAAGCCCUCCUUACCCCAGCUACUGACCCUCGCCGAGUACCACGAGCAGGAAGAGAUCUUCAAGCUCCGCCUUGGACACCUGAAGAAGGAGGAGGCCGAGAUCCAAGCGGAGCUGGAGCGGUUGGAGCGGGUGAGGAACCUCCACAUCAGAGAGCUGAAGAGGAUCAACAACGAGGACAGCUCUGCGUUUAAAGACCAUCCCACUCUGAAUGAGAGGUACCUGCUGCUGCACUUGCUGGGCAGGGGCGGCUUCAGUGAAGUCUACAAGGCGUUCGACCUGUUCGAGCAGCGCUACGCAGCUGUGAAAAUCCACCAGCUCAACAAGAACUGGAGGGAGGAGAAAAAGGAGAACUAUCACAAGCACGCGUGCCGGGAGUACCGGAUACACAAGCAGCUGGACCAUCCCAGAAUUGUGAAACUGUACGACUACUUCUCUCUGGACACCGACACGUUCUGCACGGUGCUGGAGUUCUGCGAAGGAAAUGACCUGGACUUCUACCUGAAACAGAACAAGCUGAUGUCGGAGAAGGAGGCCCGCUCCAUCGUUAUGCAGAUCGUCAGCGCCCUGCGCUACCUCAAUGAGAUCAAGCCCCCCAUCAUCCACUACGACCUCAAACCCGGUAACAUCUUAUUGGUGGAUGGUACAGCGUGUGGAGAAAUAAAAAUCACAGACUUUGGCCUGUCAAAGAUCAUGGACGAUGAUAACUAUGGUGUGGAUGGGAUGGACCUCACGUCACAGGGGGCCGGCACCUACUGGUAUCUCCCUCCCGAGUGUUUUGUGGUGGGGAAGGAGCCGCCCAAGAUUUCCAACAAAGUGGACGUCUGGUCCGUGGGAGUGAUUUUCUUCCAGUGCCUCUAUGGACGCAAGCCGUUUGGUCACAACCAGUCACAACAAGACAUUCUCCAGGAAAACACCAUCCUCAAAGCCACAGAGGUGCAGUUUCCUGCCAAACCCCAGGCCAGCACAGAGGCCAAGGCGUUCAUCCGGCGCUGCCUGGCGUACCGCAAGGAGGACCGGUUUGACGUCCACCAGCUGUGCUCGGACUCCUACCUCCUGCCUCACAUGAGACGCUCCAACUCGUCCGGCUCCCUGCAGCCCUCGUCCUCGUCGCUCCCCACCUACUGACUGAAAGGGCUCACUCACGUAACUGACAGGACCGCCGGGCCAAUCCCCCCGAGGGCGGGAUUGUUGAAACUGAAGGAUAAUGGACAUGGAUCGUAAUUUUUUAUAACUAUUAUGUUUUUAGUUUUUUUCUUCUGUCCCUGAAAUGGAUAAAAUGGAGAGAUGGACGUGACGGAAGAGGACGAAACCCCCCCCCCACACACACACACACAUGUUGUACAGCGUUGAAUCCUUGAACUCAACUGCGUGAGACGAGGAAAAGGAAGAAAAAAAAAUGAGACUGAUGAAUGGAAGGGGAAUGGCGAGAGACGAUGGGCUGUGAUGAGAGAGACACGGUGGGAUGGCGCAGCAUUUGUUUGCAGCAGAAGAAGAAGAACCUCGUGGAUCUGUUCAUGGACUUAUUAAUUCAUUAACCCUCGUAGGAGACAUUUCCUACACGUCCCCACCUCUACACACAGAAUAUAUCCUACAACAUGUCUGAGGAUUGUGUCGACGUUAAGGCGCUGUUACAGGCCCGGAGGUCAGCCGACGCGGUGCAGAGGAGGCAUGUCCGUCAGAUGUGGACCACCUGUUCAGCUCUGCAGUCCUUUGCCCCUCGCAGCCCCCUAAAGCACACAAACAGGGCUCGACUUAAAAGAUGUUGUGACCUUCGAUGGGACUUGACAAAACCGAAAGGAGAAAUAUAAAAGUUCCAGAUUAAAAAAUAUCUGGGGGUCGAUUUGCACUUACGAUAGAGAAAGGUGGUCGUCGUCUGGUCGCUUAGAUUUUGGCAAUGAAGCACCACAACGUGAGCUCCUCCCGGACUCGUCAAAUCCUCUAUUCACAUUCGUUUUUUUGUUCUUGUGUCGCAAAGCAGUUUAGUUUUCAGGUCCACUGAGAGUGGACGUGUGAAUGCGUCCGUUUCUGUUCAGGUAAGAGUCAAAAAGUUUCAAAGGAGCGGAGUCUGACAGUCCCACGUUGUCCCAAAUCACUAACUCCGCCUGAGAAGACCUGGGCCGGAUCCGCCGUUUACUGUAUUGCUAAAGACUCGGGGCCACAGAAUUCAGUCUACAUUUCGUGUGCAGGAGACUCACUCGUGUGUGUGUGUGUGUGUGUGUGUGUGUGUGUGUGUGUGUGUGUGUGUGUGUGUGUGUGUGUGUGUGUGUGUGUGUGUGUGUGUGUGUGUGUGUGUGUGUGUGUGUGUGUGUGUGUGUGUGUGUGUGUGUGUGUGUGUGUGUGUGUGUGUGUGUGUGUGUGUGUGUGUGUGUGUGUGUGUGUGCGUGCGUGCGUGUGCGCGCACGCUGUUCUCAGUUUGCUGCUAUAAAUGUUGCUUAUAGUUUGUGACGUGUGAACGGUUCCUGGCCUCGCAUAUGUGCACACUUGAACUGCGCUCAGAGGGAGAUCCUCUGAAAUGGACCGCGAGGCGACGCUGUCCGAGGUGACGCGACACAUUCUGCUGCCAACGACAUCAAAUGUCCGAGUGGGUUCGGUUGUUUCGUCUUCUUUUUUGUUUAUUUCCAUGUAAAAGUCCAAAAAGACUUUUUAUCUGGAGCUCAAGUCCCAGUACGCUGUGUGGUGAGAACUGGUCAGACCCUGCUCGUGCCAGUGGAGGUGGGCCCCACGCCCCCGGUCGGACCCCGUGUUGCAGCAUGAUUAACUGCGGCUAGAAAUCAAGUGGAUAUAUCCAAAUGUUGUCUCUUUUCCUGUAAAUAAAAACACAUACCUGUA